Messenger RNA from Helianthus annuus (common sunflower), 1368 nucleotides. RefSeq lists its product as uncharacterized. The transcript is spliced from 2 exons. Bases 1 to 1368 code for a protein of 455 amino acids. The record is from RefSeq and is a predicted model, not a curated record. Lineage: Eukaryota; Viridiplantae; Streptophyta; Magnoliopsida; Asterales; Asteraceae.
AUGAGAAAGGUUCCACAUCACGGGUUGCCCAAGUGGCAACAGUGUCAGAUCUUCUACCAUGGUUUGGACAGUCAGGGACAGAUGAUGGUUGAUACCUACUCGGGUGGUGAUAUCGGCACGAAAAAUGCCACCGAGGCAUUUGAGAUUCUUGAAAAGUGUGCCGCGAAAAACCGGUCGCAACAGCCCCCGAGGGGAAAGAGUUCUCGGCAGGGAGUUCAUCAUGUGGCCGACUACACAGCCAUGACAGCACGUAUGGAUGCCUUAUCUUCGAAAUUUGAUCGAGUGAUGGAAAUGCACUCGAGAGGUUCUUCGAGUGGGGGAGCAUAUCAGGUAGGUGAUUUUCUGACGGGAGAGAUGUCACACGAGCAUGUUGAUUUCAUGGGAAACCAAUACCGUCCUCAAAACAAUCCCUACAGCAAUACUUAUAAUCCGGGGUGGAAGAAUCAUCCAAACUUUAGUUGGAAGCCCGAUGCUUCUAACCAGCAUCCACCCGGAUUUGCUCCACGUCCCACAGCUCCAGCUCAUGGAGCAUAUGGUCCACCUCGACCUCAGCAGGAACCUUCCUCUAGCGAUUCUAGGGGCCUUCCGAGCAACAUAGAGCCAAAUCCAGAUGCUACUGCAAAGGCCAUCACGUUGAGAAGCGGCAAGACCGCUCAAGCCAUCCCUCCGGCUGUUUCAGAAAAACUAGUCGAUGAUGAUGAGGUUGAUGAGGAGAUCGAGGCUGAGUCUCCGGGUGAGGUGCAACAGAGGCGAGUCCCAGCAAGUACCGCACGACCCAAGGAGCCAGUGAGAGAGUAUGUCCCUCCCAUUCCAUAUUCAGGGAGAUUGAAGAAGCAGAAAAUGGAAGAACACUAUGGUAAAUUCCUCGAGCUUUUUAAGCAACUUCAUAUAAAUUUACCAUUUGUCGAGGCACUUGCUCAAAUGCCUAAGUAUGCCAAGUUUCUAAAAGAUAUCCUAUCCAACAAAAAGAAACUUGAGGAGCUUUCGCAGGUGACCUUGAAUGAAGAGUGUUCAGCGGUUCUUCAGAACAAACUACUGAAGAAGAUGAAUGAUCUUGGGAGUUUCACUAUCCCGUGUUUGAUCGGUAGUUUGUCGGUCAGCAAUGCAUUGGCUGAUCUUGGAGCUAGCAUAAACCUCAUGCCAUAUGCGGUUUUUGCUAAGCUAGACUUGGGAGAGCCCAAGCCGACUCGUAUGAGCAUUCAGCUAGCCGACCGUUCAGUGAAGUACCCUCGAGGCAUAAUUGAGAAUAUGCUGGUGAAAAUCGACAAGUUUGUCUUUCCUGUCAAUUUCGCGAUUCUAGACAUGGAUGAGGACAAAAAUGUUCCACUUAGGUCACCCAUUCCUAGCCACUGCGAGAGCCUUGAUUGA